Molecule: messenger RNA, 1659 nt
Organism: Lachnellula hyalina
Lineage: Eukaryota; Fungi; Ascomycota; Leotiomycetes; Helotiales; Lachnaceae
Product: Caffeine resistance protein
Exons: 4
Coding region: 1-1659 (552 amino acids)
Biological process (GO): xenobiotic detoxification by transmembrane export across the plasma membrane
Molecular function (GO): fluconazole transmembrane transporter activity
Source: RefSeq, a predicted model, not a curated record
AUGGCGUGGCACCUUCAAGGAACAAUCUUCGGCCAGGCCGUACGGCUUGCGACUGGCAACAAAUUCUUCCGGUACCCAGACGAGAUCGAUCCGUCACUGUGGAUAAAGGCAGUCCAACAAGAAACCCCAGACGACACUCCGGCGCAGUCUGCCGUUGUGGCAGGCGAUUCGGAGAAGGUAAUAGAUGGAGAGGAACAAAGUAGUUCUUCCAACAACCAAGAGCUUCAAGAUGAUACCGAGAAAGCUAGUAAGACAGACGUCCUCCUAGUAGGCUGGUAUGGCCCAGACGAUCCGGAGAAUCCCCAGAAUUGGCCCAUAUCGCUGAGGCACACAAUCAUCGCUCAAUUGUGUCUUUUGAACUUUUCGGUCUACAUCGCAAGUUCCAUGUACACCCCAGGUGAAGGAGAAUUCAUGAAGGAAUUUCACGUUAGCGAAGUUGUCGCAACUUUGGGACUCUCUCUAUUCACUUUCGGCUACGGUUGUGGGGCUAUGCUAUGGGCCCCUUUAUCUGAAAUGGCAAAACUUGGACGCAGUGGGAUUUACUUCUGGACGCUCCUGUUCUUCAUCAUCUUUCAACUCGCCGUUGGAUUUGCUCCGAAUGCUCCCGUAUUCUUCGUUUUCCGAUGGGUGACAGGUUUCUUGGGCAGCCCCUGUCUGUCGAAUGGUGGGGGUACAGUCAAUGAUAUGUACACUCCACUUAUGAUCCCGUAUCUGAUCUGUAUCUGGGCUUCCGCUGGUAUUUGUGGUCCUGUUUUUGGUCCCAUUAUCGGGGGAUAUAUUGCUCCCGCAAUGGGAUGGCGAUGGACGAUUUGGGUUUUUACGUGGCUGAACUGCUCUGUGCUCAUCCUCAUGUUCUUCCUUUCUCCCGAGACCAGCGCUGCAAAUAUACUUUAUAACAGGGCCAAAAGAUUGAGGAAGGCAACCGGAGACGAUCGCCUGAAAAGCCAGUCAGAGCUUGACGCCGCGCACCACACCAGAAAAGAUACAUAUAUCCUCCUCAGCCGAGCUUUUAUGCUUACUUUCACCGAGCCUGUUAUCUUUCUUAUGAACCUAUACGCUGGUCUCCUCUACGGCUUGCUCUUCCUAUGGUUCGAAUCAUUCCCAAUCGUAUUUGGUGGCAUCUACGGGUUUGGCAUUGGGUCACAGGGAUUGGUCUUUCUUGGCAUCUUUAUUGUCGCUGUUUUCUCAAUGUUUGGUUACUUGCUAUGGAUCAAACUUCAACUUAUAAAGAAGAUCACUGGUGGCAACUUUAAGCCCGAGAUGGUCCUCCCACCAAUGUUUGUGGGCGGUCUCGCCCUCCCAAUCUGCAUGUUCUGGUUCGGCUGGUCAUCUCGGUCAAGUAUCCACUGGAUCAUGCCUAUUAUCGGAUCUGGUUUCUUCGCUAUUGGAGUAGUAACACUCUUCAACUCACUCUUCACCUACCUCGGCCUUACAUUCACAGCGUACGCCGGAUCCGUCUUCGCUGGGGCAACCCUUUUCCGCGCCUGUUUCGGUGCAUCUUUUCCACUUUUUGCACGAGCCCUCUUCAAUAAACUUGGCGUUGCACCUGGCAAUUCGCUACUAGGCGCUCUCACUAUCUUGUUCAUUCCCGUGCCAUAUAUGUUCUAUUUCGUAAGUCGUCUUCCCCUCAUUACCUUCUUCUAUAUGAUGCUCAACUAA